Molecule: messenger RNA, 561 nt
Organism: Rotaria socialis
Lineage: Eukaryota; Metazoa; Rotifera; Eurotatoria; Philodinida; Philodinidae
Source: the annotation of a GenBank genome assembly
AUGAGACGAGUUCAAUCGCUUGAAUUUAAUAAUAAUAGUUAUUCAUCAUCAUUACAACAAAAUAAAAAAGUAUCAUUACCUUCGACGAACGAGACAGAUUUUGCACCGAAAUCUUCUUAUCGUUGGCUGCGACGUUCAACAUCGAAUAGGGAUGAUCGAACGACUGUUGUUCCUAUUACAGUAUUUCAAGAUGAAAUUCCAAAUUAUUUCGGGUCGACUAUGCAAUCGAUGUGUCUUGCUGUUUUUACACUAGCUUAUGCAGAGAUAAUCGAUGGUGCUGUUUUUUCUGGUAAUUCAAUGAUUGCACAUGCUUUUCUAAAGUUUUUAACUAUUCUUUGUAUUGGCAUUGCUCUUGUUGCUGCAUUUGCAUCUAUUCGAGUAUCUAUUCUCACUUCAAAAACAUGUGAAACUAAUAUAAAAAAUGUCAAUUCCGAUUCACCAAAAAUUUAUUCUACAUUAGCUAGAUUGGGUUCAAUAAUAGCGGCAGUUGCAUGCGGAAUUAUUAUCUGUGUUUUUGCUGCAGUUUCAUUGUACGUCCUAUUUAACGGAAGAGCAGCCUAA